Theobroma cacao (cacao) is the source of this 2213-nucleotide messenger RNA. Its product is annotated as phosphatidylinositol 4-kinase gamma-like protein. Lineage: Eukaryota; Viridiplantae; Streptophyta; Magnoliopsida; Malvales; Malvaceae. The record is from RefSeq and is a predicted model, not a curated record. Gene Ontology annotation, molecular function: protein binding.
UCCUCCUCCACUCUCUUUCUUUCUUCUUCUCUCUCUUAUCGUCGACGACUUCCUUUUUUGUAUCGGAGCAGAGAAAAUCGGCGAAAAGAUCGCGCAACUAGAAACGGAAAAAGCACCAAUAUCGGGAAAAAAAAUGACGAGUCGUGUUAAUUAAUCGGAAAUGUCUGUUGCCGAUGUUGCUUUGAGUCCUGUUCGUCAAGAAGCGAUUCGCUCCCCUGGUUAUUGCAAUAACCAGCCGAGUGAGUCGAUCUUGGUUUACCUUUCGGUUGCCGGUUCGGUGAUUCCAAUGCGAGUUUUGGAGUCGGACUCGAUUGCCUCCGUUAAGCUUCGGAUCCAGACAUGCAAAGGCUUUGUAGUGAAGAAACAGAAGCUUGUUUUCGGAGGCAGAGAAUUGGCUCGUAACGAUUCGCUUGUUAAAGACUACGGCGUGAAAGGUGGGAAUGUUUUGCAUUUAGUUUUAAAGCUUUCCGAUCUUUUGCUUAUCACUGUACGGACUACUUGUGGGAAAGAAUUUGAAUUACAUGUUGAUAGGUAUAGAAAUGUUGGGUAUUUGAAACAAAGGAUAGCAAGAAAAGGGAAGGGUUUUGUAGAUGUUGAUGAACAAGAAAUAUUUUGUAACGGGGAAAGAGUUGAUGACCAAAGGCUUAUUGAUGAUUUAUGUAAAGAUAACGAUGCUGUGAUCCAUUUGUUGGUUCAGAAAUCAGCCAAAGUUCGAGCUAAGCCUGUUGAGAAAGACUUGGAACUCUCGGUUGUUGCUGAGAGUGAUAUAGAUGAGCGGAGAGGGAGUGUAGGAGGAGAGAAAAACCAAUCCGAGGGACUUCAGAUUGUGACAAAGGAGCCAAUUGUUAGAGAUUUCUGGUUGAAACCGGUUACUGUUAAUCCUAAGGUGAAAUUGCCUUCUUUUAUGUGGGACAUGAUACAUUCGACGUUUGAUGGUUUGGAGAUUGGGAAUCAGCCAAUUAGAUCAUCUGAAGGGACUGGAGGGACUUAUUUUAUGCAAGAUAAAUUGGGGCUUCAUCAUGUUUCCAUUUUUAAGCCAAUUGAUGAGGAGCCAAUGGCUGUGAACAACCCACAGGGGUUACCUGUAUCAACGAAUGGUGAAGGGUUGAAAAAGGGUACAAGGGUUGGAGAGGGAGCAGUGAGAGAAGUGGCUGCUUAUAUAUUGGAUCAUCCAAAGAGUGGACCUCGAUCUUUGUCAGGUGAGAUGAUGGGGUUUGCCGGUGUACCCCCUACCUGCAUGGUUCAGUGCUUGCACAAAGGAUUUAACCAUCCGAAGGGGUACGAAUGUGCACCUGAGGAUGUUAAGGUUGGGUCGUUACAGAUGUUUAUGAAGAACUCUGGGAGUUGUGAGGACAUGGGUCCUGGGGGUUUCCCUGUGGAAGAAGUGCACAAGAUCAGUGUGUUCGAUAUAAGAAUGGCAAAUGCUGAUAGACAUGCUGGGAAUAUUCUGAUUGGCAAAAGGGAGGGUGGCCAGACCAUGCUUAUUCCAAUUGAUCAUGGCUAUUGCCUGCCUGAGAAUUUUGAGGAUUGCACAUUUGAUUGGCUUUACUGGUCACAAUCACGACAGCCUUACUCUCCAGACACCAUUGACUAUAUAAAGUCACUUGAUGCGGAACAAGAUAUUGCACUUCUGAAAUUUUAUGGGUGGGAUGUUCCUGUUGAGUGUGCUCGCACACUUCGUAUCUCUACCAUGCUUUUGAAAAAAGGGGUUGAGAGAGCUCUCACUCCCUUCGCCAUUGGAAGCAUCAUGUGCAGAGAAACUGUGAACAAGGAAUCUGUGAUUGAGCAGAUUGUUCGUGAAGCUCAGGAUUCCUUACUUCCAGGCAUGAGUGAAGCAGCAUUUAUUGAAACUGUCUCUCAAGUCAUGGACUCUUGGCUUGACAAGCUCACAAAUUAACACAACCCCGGUUCAUGGUACAUAUUUGUACGUAUUCACUGAAUGAUGAGUCCAUUUUUGUAUGGACUGCAGACUAUGCGAAUGUAGAUGGCUUAUCUUCUUUUAUAUGAGCCGGAAGCUUUCGUUUUUUCCUUCUUUUACUCUGUCCAAGUUGUUACUUGAUCGUGUAUCAGUAUAUUGAACAGAGUCAAAGAUAAUGAAUAAUAUGUACUCUGCUAAGAUUUUACAUAGAUCGCAGGAUUCUAGCUCAAAAAGAGCUAAUAAACCUUGUAUAUAGCUGUUUUAAUCUGAAAAUUUAGAUUUGGGAGGUGUGUAA